Messenger RNA from Apis dorsata (giant honeybee), 1508 nucleotides. Its product is annotated as carbonic anhydrase 13-like. The record is from RefSeq and is a predicted model, not a curated record. Gene Ontology annotation, molecular function: carbonate dehydratase activity; zinc ion binding. NCBI's taxonomy places the organism in Eukaryota, Metazoa, Arthropoda, Insecta, Hymenoptera, Apidae. The transcript has 9 exons. Bases 419 to 1330 code for a protein of 303 amino acids. Gene Ontology annotation, cellular component: cytoplasm.
GCAACGAUCCUUAAAUUCAUCUCGAUUUGUCAAGUUAUCAAGCCCAGCUUCGUAUCAACAUCGUCAACAGGAUUGCCUAAAUGGCGGCAAUCACCGAUCGAUUUGUGCAGAACGUUCACAUGGACCAAGAAACUUCCACCUCUCUACAUGACAAAUUACUGGUCGGAUAUGGGAACGGUUAAAAUGACGAACACAGGGAAAACAGUCGUCAUAGAAAUUUCCGACAGAUCCCUACCUUUUCUGCGUGGUGGUCCAUUGAAGGACGAGUUUCAAUUUAUGAACGUGCAAUUCCGUUGGGGCGCUGAGAACUCGUGCGGCGCGGAGCACUCUAUAAACGGUAUUUGGUACUCGAUGGAGGCACAGGUGAUGCAUUGGAACACUCGUUACGGAUCGAUAGACAAGUGCUACGACAAACCGGAUGGUAUCGCUGUGCUCUCGUAUUUCAUGCAAAUUGCUUGCUUUGGAUGUUGGAAGGGUGCAAAGGUCACAGUUAUUAUACUUACAAGGGUUCUCUUACCACACCACCGUAUCAGGAAUGUGUUAUUUGGAUUAUUUCGCCGAUUGUGAACAAAAUAUCCGUUCGUCAGGUUUACCAGUAACAGGCCAAUCUCCAAUUAAUCUAGACGACAGAUUGGUACGAGAACGAAAAUAUCCUCCACUUGUUUUGAACGGCCACUGGAUGAACGAAGGUGAAGCGAAGAUGAUAAACAACGGUCAAACUGCGAAAAUAACUUUAAGCGGGAACAGGAUUCCAUCCACGAUUUGCGGUGGGCCGCUUGUAGACGACGUGUACGAGUUCGAAAGCGCGCAUUUCCAUUGGGGCGAGGACAAUUGCAACGGUGCCGAGCAUACGAUAAACAAUACCUGGUAUUCGAUGGAAGGCCACGUGAUACAUUGGAACAGAAAGUAUCAUACAAUGGAAGAAUGUUUCAGGCACAAAGACGGUAUCUGCAUUUUGGCGUAUCUAUUUUUGGUACGGGCCCAAUCACGAUCCCGAUGCCCCCCCUCUUUUCUCCCCAUCUCCCCUAUCUCUUUUAUCCUUUAUUGGUGGAAGUACAAAUUUCGCUUAAUUUCCAAAAAGGUGCAACCAGGUUGUUGUAAUUGCAUUAAUCCGCAAUUGGAAAGGAUAACGGAGAACUUGAAGGAUAUCCUGGACACGGAAAUGGAGACGAAGAUACCACCUAACAGUUUAUCUUGGAUGCGUUGGGCUACGUAUUGCACCAGAUAUUACACAUACUCAGGGUCGUUCAAUGUUGCCGAUUAUCCAGAAUGCGCCACUUGGAUCGUGUUCCCGGUGGUUAUACCCGUGCGAGCCAGCGAAGUAAGUUAAUCUCGCUAUCGAGACGCUGUUUCUAAUCAGAGAUAUCGAUCCACAGAUACAAGAAUUUCGAAGACUGAGAGACAAAGAUGGGAAAUGUAUAAAGUCAAAUUGUCGAGAGAUACAGUUACUAAAGUGUAGACAAAUAUAUUUAGCUGUGCCAAGUUAAUAUAUAUGACAAACAACAUCA